This is a messenger RNA of Suillus fuscotomentosus, 1698 nucleotides long. RefSeq lists its product as uncharacterized. The transcript has 5 exons. Lineage: Eukaryota; Fungi; Basidiomycota; Agaricomycetes; Boletales; Suillaceae. The coding region runs from base 1 to 1698 and encodes 565 amino acids. Gene Ontology annotation, cellular component: endoplasmic reticulum. The record is from RefSeq and is a predicted model, not a curated record. Gene Ontology annotation, molecular function: ubiquitin binding.
AUGGACGGACUACAAGGCCCUCAAAUUGAAGCAUUACAACAGCUACAAAGUAUCCUUGGUCCACAUGACACGGAAUUUGUGGUCAGUGUACUUGAAAGUGUCUCAUGGGAUGUUCAAAAAGCCACAGACCUACUAUUCGACAAUGAAACUCCCAAAGUUAUAGCACCAACACGGACCACUCCAAUGGAACAGUUGGAGCUAGAUGACAAUGAAGACUCGUCACCCACAAUCCGACAUUCUCACCGUGGUCAGGGUGUAAGAACAUUCAAUUAUCUAGCUGUCUAUGGACACUCGCGGUCAAAUUGGAGUUUCUUAUGGUCUCUACUCGCUGUUCCAUUGCACCUUGUGUCGGGAGUUUUGCGCUUCGUGUUUAAUGUUCUCCGCAUACCAAUACCGUCCCUACCGUUCAUGACUACAAAUUCCUAUCAUUCUCACCGCCCUACCUCUCCUGAUUCACGCAGCAUUACCCAGAGGUGGGUGCAACAACUCGAGGAGGAAACAGGUGCAUGUUCCGCAAAACGUUCCAUGGCGAACGCGGUCACGACAGGAUUCGAGGCAGGCCCCUCAACUGCAAGACGUCAUACAUAUCCACCUGCGGCUUCGGAUGAUAAUCAGAAAAUUCUACCCGACUUUUUUGAUGGCACCUAUGAAGAGGUUCUUGACAUUUGUCAGAGAGAAGGGCGCAUAGCAUGCGUUGUCCUCGUGAGCGCUGAACACGAUGAUGAUGCAGAUUUUAAGAGGUCUACCCUUACCGACGCAGCUUUCGUCAAGAUCUUGCUGGAUAAUGAUUUCAUUGUCUGGGGUGGGGACAUCCGGGACAAAGCUGCAUGGGAUGCCUCGCAGAAAUUGCAAGCAACUACGUAUCCCUUUGUGGCUUUCCUCGCGCUUCAGCCCAGGCGCCAUGGCGCUCCUUCUGGUGCUUCCCCGGUUGUCACCACCCUAUCACGUCACCAGGGUCGCGCAGCCACAACUGCUUCGGUAUUGAUCGACCAUCUCAAUACGCAGCUACUUCCACGUGUAACACCGUUCCUUGUACGAUUCAAGACAAUGUUACAGGACCGUGACCGUGACCGGCGUAUACGUGAGGAGCAGGAUCGCGCAUUCAGGGAGACGGCUCGUAGAGAUCGCGAGGCCAUCGAGAUGAGAGUGCGACAAGAGAAAGAGGAGGAGGAACGUGUACGACAGCAUGCAGAGGACGUAAAAAGAAAGCAGGAAGAUUCGGCGAGGCAGAAGCAUCAAGCCGGAAUACGUAUGGAGUGGAGGAAGUUCAUGCGUAACCGUCUCCUGUUACCCGAGGCGCGCGGCUUGAGACUGGCCGUCAAAUUGCCCGGCAAUGGACGAGUUGUCCGCAGUUUUCCUCCAUCGGCGACCCUUACCGCUCUCUAUGCCUUUGUUGACUCGCAACUUAUCCCAUCCACUUCUCGUCCAGAAGAUGACCCUUCGCAAGCACCGGAUGGAGUUGUCAAUGAUAUCCCACAGCUUGAUUCUUAUAUUCAGAGCAGGACGGCAGGACACGCGUGGUGGGGCUUUACACUUGCUUCAGCCUACCCCCGGAGGGAAUUUAGGUGGAAGGCGGAUGUAUCUUUGACAGAGACAGGAUUGAGAGAUGGAGAGCAAAUUGUCAUGGAAUUAAUCACCGGACGUGAGUCCUCUAAUGGUCAGAUCUCUGACGACGAGUACGAGUCAGAAAGCGACUAG